This is a messenger RNA of Styela clava, 1148 nucleotides long. RefSeq names its product methyltransferase-like protein 27. Lineage: Eukaryota; Metazoa; Chordata; Ascidiacea; Stolidobranchia; Styelidae. The record is from RefSeq and is a predicted model, not a curated record.
AAGAUAUAACUAAUUAUGAAUGAGGCAGAUAACAAAUACCAGGCGUUGUUCAAGUGGAAACGUCUACAAUACAAUUCUCCAACCACCGAUUCAGCAUUCUCUAUGAUCGAAGAAUAUGACAAAUGGGCAGAAGAUUACGACAAAGAUUAUGGCGCGAUGGGUUACGCUAUACCGGCGCAAUCCGCUGAGAUGCUAAUGCGUCAUUUGGGAGAAAAUUGCAAAUCCAGCAAGAUAAGAAUAAUGGACAUCGCUUGUGGAACAGGGCAGAUCGGAAUUGCUCUCCGCAGUAAUGGUUUUGUCGGUACUCUUCAAGGAAUAGAUGGAAGUGAUAAGAUGAUCUCGGUUGCGAAGAAAACGAAAUGUUACGACGAUCUCAACGUUCAAUUCAUAUAUCCUGAUAAAGAAAUCACUCCAAUCGGAGAAGGGAAAUAUGACGCUGUUUCUUGUUUGGGAGCGUUCAGUUUGUAUCACAUGGAACCUAAAACCAUACGGGUAAUGCUGAAUUUACUGAAACCAGGAGGUAUUUUUAUCUGUUCUGUGCGUGACAGCCCGAACAACCAAACCGUAUUUGAUAUGCUAACCACCGAAAUGAAAACCCUAGAUAAUUCAGGCUUAGUAAAAGAAAUCGAACGAAAGAUGACGAGGCACGGUGUCAAUUGGGAAAUUGAUGAAAACUACUACACCGAUGUUUGCGAUGAGAUGCCAGAGCCAUCUAUUAUGAUGAUAUAUUGUUUACAAAAAUUGUGAAGCUAAUUUCCAAUAAAUACCGAAAAUUUAAAAAUCAAAUAUUAGUAAUUAAAAAUUCCUGACUUUGUUGUACUUUAUAAAUAUUAUUGUAUUGGAGUUGAACGUCACAAUAUGAAUAAAGACAAGAGAGCAAGGUUCGAGUAUAUGGGCACGAAAGGCAAAACGAAGAAGUAUCAAAUCUUUCACAGUAUCGGUAGUCUGACCACGAGAGUACUGAGAUGUUAUCACGAAACCACGGCACGGUAAGCAAUUUUAAAUUUUGAUAACGUCAUCACACAAAACUUCGAAGUGAAAUACGCAUCCUCUACAGCCCAUAUCGAUAUUUUUGAAAUAAACUGAAGGUAAUAGCCUACUAUCGACAAUAACAAGCUUUAACUAAUUUUGAAGCAAUUGGUCCAGUA